Molecule: messenger RNA, 1182 nt
Organism: Branchiostoma floridae (Florida lancelet)
Lineage: Eukaryota; Metazoa; Chordata; Leptocardii; Amphioxiformes; Branchiostomatidae
Product: jerky protein homolog-like
Exons: 1
Coding region: 1-1182 (393 amino acids)
Cellular component (GO): nucleus
Molecular function (GO): DNA binding
Source: RefSeq, a predicted model, not a curated record
AUGUCUGGCCCACUCAGGAAAUACAAAGAAUGGGACGAGGAGGAUAUGCAACAGGCACUCAAAUCCAUAAAAGAAGAAAGAAAAGCGAUCUAUAGCGUGGCAAAAGAAUACAAUUUGCCACAAAGCACGCUAGAUGACAGGUACCAUGAGAGGCACAGCGAAAAAGUUGGAAGACCGACGAAACUAACCCCCGAGGAUGAGGAGGCCCUGGUCAAGUACUCAAUGUACAUGGCCACAAAAGGGUUCCCUCUCACCUCGGGGGUGAUGAAAGCCCUCGCUAAAGAAGUAGAUGCUUUAAGCAGUAAAGAGAGAAACCAGAAACCUCGUUUCGGUGGCAAAAUGCCUGGGAAACGGUGGUUGAUGGGGUUCAGACGGCGGCACCCAGAAAUCUCCCUGAGAUCACCCGACAGCCUCGACCGGGCGAGAGCAGCCAUGAGUAACGCUAAGAUCGUUGGCGACCACUUCUUAAAAGUAGGGGAACUUUUGGAGGAGAACAACUUGCAAAACAGGCCCCAUCAGAUCUAUAAUGCCGAUGAGACGGGCAUGGCCCUGGACGCCAAGAAAUCAAGAGUUAUUGUGCCAACAGCGUCGAAGAGAGCGCCCUCCAUAAGAUCAGGAGGGCGUGACCACAUCUCAGUCAUGUCUUGCGUGAGCGCUGCAGGAGGGGUGGUUCCCCCAAUGAUCGUGUUCAACAAGGCCCUGCCGUCUGGUAAGUUUUCUGAUGGAGGACCCCCAGGUGCGCUGUACGCAUCGUCUGAGUCAGGCUACAUCAACAAAGAGUUGUUUGAGCAGUGGUACUUCAAGAUUUUCUUACCCCAUUGCCACAAGGAGAGGCCAGUUCUACUUGUGCUCGACCAACACGGUAGCCACCUCUCCCUGAAGGUGUUGAUGUCGGCCAUGGAGGAAAAGAUCGUAAUCUAUGGGCUCCCUCCCCAUACCUCUCACUUUACGCAGCCGCUAGAUGUGACCGUGUUCAGUGUGCUGAAGACAAAGUGGGCUACAACCCUAGAGGCACUACAGGCCGUCGACUCCAGGUUUCAGGCAAGAAAGACGACGUUUCCAAGGAUCUUUGCCUCAGUGCAAGACCAGGUAUUCAACGCGGACAAGAUCAAAGCGGGUUUCAAGAAAACGGGAAUAUUCCCGUUCAACGAGGACGCCAUUGACAGCGUAUGGACGCUAUGA